Molecule: messenger RNA, 1260 nt
Organism: Empidonax traillii (willow flycatcher)
Lineage: Eukaryota; Metazoa; Chordata; Aves; Passeriformes; Tyrannidae
Product: butyrophilin subfamily 1 member A1-like
Exons: 8
Coding region: 1-1260 (419 amino acids)
Molecular function (GO): protein binding
Source: RefSeq, a predicted model, not a curated record
AUGGCCACUGAGGGGUGGCCAGAGGUGGCCAAAGGUUGGUGGGUGAGUUCUCCCGGGAUUCCCAUCGUCGGGAUUGUCGGGGAGCGGGUCGUGCUGCCCUGCCAGCUGAGCCAGGACCCCAUUCCCGAGGUUUUCUCCGUCCGCUGGAUAUUCCACGAUGAUUCCCGAAGGAUCCUCGUGGGCAGUUUCGAUGGGAAGAGCCUGGAGGAGGGGGACGGGAGGUUCCAGGGCCGGGUGGAAUUUUUCCCCUGGGAAUUCCGGGCCGGGAAUGUGUCCCUGGGACUGAGGAAUGUCAGGAUCUCCGACCAAGGGUCCUACACGUGCCACGUGUCAUUCCAGGACAUGUCCCAGGAGGUGUCGGUGGAGCUGGAAGUGGCAGCCAUCGGCGACAUUCCCACCAUUGUCCUGAACUCCCGGAAAAGCGACUUCGGUCUCUCCUGCCGAACCUCGGGCUGGUUCCCAAAUCCCGAAAUUCUUUGGCUGGACAGCCAAGGAAAGAUCCGGAAGGAAUCUUCCAGCCCCAGGAUGACGCUGGAGCCAUUGGGACUGUUCCGCAUCGACGCUUCUAUGACCCUCCCGCCCGGAUCCGACCUGGAGGUUUCCUGCAGGAUCGUUAACCCCCGGCUCAAUGUCACCAGGGAAUCCCGGAUCCGCAUUUCAGGGAGCCGCAAGGAAAAUGCCAGUGCAGUGAAAGUGAAGCUGGAAAGGGAAGAAGAAAAAAAGAAGGUGAAGUCAGUGUUGGCCAAGAUCCACUUCAAGAAACGCUUUGUUCCCGUGGCCUGGAAUGCCCUGGAGCGGAUCCUGGAGCUCCCAAGCGGGGAGAGCGGAGUGUCUGCACCCACAUUCCCGGUGCAUGUGGGCCAGGAAGGCUUUAGAAGUGGGAAGUGCUACUGGGAGCUGGAGCUGGGCGAGGAGCAGGACUGGGUCCUGGGAGUGCUGUGGGAAAACGCGGGAUGCGGGGCCAGGCCCAUUCCCGGGCGGGAUUCCUGGGCUCUGCGUAGAUCCCAGGGAGAGCUCUUCUCCAGCAGCGGACCCCGCGGGCUCGGGAAGCUCCGUGGGAAUGGCUCCACCCUUGGUGUCUUCCUGGACCUCGAUUGGGAGCGCCUGGAAUUCUACAACGUGGAGACCACAGAGCUCCUGGAGAGGCUGGAUCUGAGCACUGGGGGGGAUCCACAGGGAAUGUUCUUCCCAUUUGUGUCCCAGGGAGAAGGGAUCAGGAUCCGCCCGGUGCCAAUCCCGCUCCCGCUGAAGGGACUUUGA